UAAUUAUCAAGAAACAAGUUAUCAAGUUCGGCCUACAAAUUCUAACAUUUGUGAAAAUGGUUACCAGAUGGAAAAGUACUGCAGACAAGGCCACCUGAAUACCCACAUGAUUUUGCUUCCAAAUUGAGUCGAAUCAAGGCAGUCAGCAACGUGAUCUGUCCUCAGCAUUAAGCUAUAAAACUUGCUCAUUUCUCCAUUCUCAAACAACCAAGCAGUUCCAGUUCCUCAUCAUAACAAUUCAAUCUAAGUCUCACUUCCAAAAAAGAAGAAAGAAAACUUUACAUUAUUAAUUAGAAAACACACUACAAAAUGAUCAGUACAAAGAAGCUUAUCAAAAUGGCGAGGAAGUGGCAAAAACUAGCAGCUGCGAGCAGGAGAAAAAUUUCCUGGUCAACAACAGUUGCUGAAAAGGGUCACUUUAUAGUUUACACAAGUGAUAAAAGACGGUUUAUGAUCCCUUUAGCAUACCUCAAGAGUGAAAUUUUCACAGAGUUGCUUAGAAUAGCAGAAGAAGAGUUUGGAGUAGCAGCUGUGGGACCUAUUACACUGCCUUGUGAUUCACAUUUUAUGGAGUACGCAAUUUCUAUGAUCCAGAGACAUGUAGCUGAGGAUUUGGAAAAGGCAUUAAUCAUGUCCUUGACCACCUGCAUGUAUUCAGCAUCGUUAAAUGACUUUCAAGAACAAAAUAAUGAGCAGAUGUUAAUCUGUAGCUGUUAGAAACGUAUUAUAGCUGUUUUGUAUAUAUUAGAUAAUACUUUGUAGUACAAUUUUACUGAUAGAAAGUAAUGAAGGUUCUUGAGAAAGUUCAAAUCAAA
Messenger RNA from Amaranthus tricolor (Joseph's coat), 815 nucleotides. RefSeq names its product auxin-responsive protein SAUR64-like. The coding region runs from base 310 to 717 and encodes 135 amino acids. The record is from RefSeq and is a predicted model, not a curated record. Gene Ontology annotation, biological process: response to auxin. Lineage: Eukaryota; Viridiplantae; Streptophyta; Magnoliopsida; Caryophyllales; Amaranthaceae. The transcript has a single exon.